UAAUACUGUUCAUGUCCAUGAGUACACGAGCGGAAGCGCGAUCAAAGAUGGAGAUUUCGGUCCCCCCGACCCUCUAAAGCGGUAUUCGUAGAAACUUGCGCUGUUGAACGACGACACGCGGACCCGAAGGGCAUCAAGGUACGCGCACGUUGCUCGGCCAGCACGCGGCCAACUGGUGCACCAGGAUGGAGCUCCGCGUCGGCAGCAGGUACCGACUCGGACGUAAAAUCGGGAGCGGCUCCUUCGGCGACAUUUAUCUAGGCACAAACAUCUCGACAGGCGAAGAAGUCGCCAUCAAGUUGGAAUGCAUAAAAACACGACAUCCACAGUUACACAUAGAAUCAAGAUUCUACAAGAUGAUGCAGGGCGGUGUUGGAAUUCCUGCUAUAAAAUGGUGCGGUUCGGAAGGUGAUUAUAAUGUUAUGGUGAUGGAAUUGUUAGGACCAUCACUUGAGGAUCUUUUCAACUUUUGCUCUAGGCGGUUUACGCUCAAGACAGUCCUACUACUCGCUGAUCAAAUGAUAAGCAGAAUCGACUUCAUUCACAGCCGUCACUUUAUUCACCGCGAUAUAAAACCCGAUAACUUUCUAAUGGGAUUAGGAAAAAAGGGUAAUCUCGUGUACAUUAUAGACUUUGGACUCGCGAAAAAAUAUCGCGAUGGUCGUACUCACAGGCAUAUACCUUACCGAGAAAACAAGAAUCUUACUGGAACGGCUCGGUAUGCAAGUAUAAAUACACACAUGGGAAUUGAACAAUCACGGAGAGAUGAUCUCGAAUCAUUAGGUUAUGUGUUUAUGUAUUUUAACACGGGUAGUUUACCGUGGCAAGGAUUAAAAUCAGCUACUAAGAGACAAAAAUAUGAACGGAUAUCCGAGAAAAAAAUGUCGACGUCGAUUGACGAACUUUGUAAAGGAUUUCCUGUUGAGUUUGCUAAGUACCUGAGGUACUGUCGACAAAUAAGAUUUGAAGAGCGACCAGACUACUCAUAUCUCCGGCAGCUAUUUCGCACGCUUUUUCACCACGAAACUUUCACCUAUGAUUAUGUUUUUGACUGGAACAUGCUCAAGUUCGGUAAUGUGAGGCAACAAGCGUUACCAGCGGCACAACAGGCACCUACACACUCUCAACCUGUUAAUGUUCCGCUGUCAUCGGGAACAAAUAACGAGCAAGAGCACCCCUCUAGGAUUUACACGCGUCAGUGUCUUGCAAAUGCAUCGGGUACAGCAGGUGGACCAACGGUAAGCACCUCGGGACGUCGUCAGAAGCACGAGACGGAGCAAGAGGAGCAAGAUAAAAGCGAUCUUCAAGCGAGCGGUACGGAUGGACAUGAAAAACGGCGGGUCAGCAUAAGAUUACACCGUAACACAGCAGCAGCUGCUGCUGAGAUGCAGCCAAAACCCAAGUAAACGAUCUACAGUCAUGUAAAAAAGGAAAUCGCGUAGACACGAUGGACGAAUAUUAAUUGACAUGCAGUCACCGAAGUGAAAGAAGCUAAAUUAACACUAUGCCAUGCCAUGGUAUACAAGACUCUAGAACGAGAGGAUUGAUGCGACAUGACUUUUAUUUUAUCUUUACACAAUAAAUAUUUAAAUUAUAAUUAAAAUUAAGAUUCUAAAUUAAGCUCUCGUUGAUGAAAAAAAAAAAAAAAAAACACGUGGGGUGAUACAGUGCUUGCUUAAGAGACAUAGACCUAAUUUAAGCAAAUUUGUAAAGCUUAUAUUAGCUUUUUAAUAAUUAAUUAUAAUUAUUAAGUCUCUUUUAAAUUAAAGUACUUAAUACUUGUUGUAAAGUAUUUGUCAGCAGUAACUCGCUUAAUGUUGCUGUUUGUGUAUGUUUUGUUUUGGAAGCGCCAAUGUGAUGGCAAUGGCUCCACCAACCCAGGUGGUCAAGCGGGCAAACGUUCAACACAACAAAUAAGCCAACAAAAACAAGUUAAAUCACAAACAAGUAAAACCCGAGGCUUGUCUUCUGCAACAGCUGGUGCUCGUCAACCUCGUAAAUAAUUUUCAACAUCAAC
This is a messenger RNA of Cotesia glomerata, 2017 nucleotides long. Its product is annotated as casein kinase I-like. Gene Ontology annotation, molecular function: protein serine/threonine kinase activity; ATP binding. The coding region runs from base 186 to 1406 and encodes 406 amino acids. Gene Ontology annotation, cellular component: cytoplasm; nucleus. The record is from RefSeq and is a predicted model, not a curated record. Gene Ontology annotation, biological process: signal transduction; peptidyl-serine phosphorylation; endocytosis. The transcript has 9 exons. NCBI's taxonomy places the organism in Eukaryota, Metazoa, Arthropoda, Insecta, Hymenoptera, Braconidae.